Messenger RNA from Myotis lucifugus (little brown bat), 6321 nucleotides. RefSeq names its product poly(A) binding protein interacting protein 2B (gene PAIP2B). Gene Ontology annotation, biological process: negative regulation of translational initiation. Bases 247 to 618 code for a protein of 123 amino acids. Gene Ontology annotation, cellular component: cytoplasm. The record is from RefSeq and is a predicted model, not a curated record. NCBI's taxonomy places the organism in Eukaryota, Metazoa, Chordata, Mammalia, Chiroptera, Vespertilionidae. The transcript has 5 exons. Gene Ontology annotation, molecular function: mRNA regulatory element binding translation repressor activity.
AGUGGUGGGGCGCUCCGCGGUGCUGUGGCUCACACUCCGGUUCGGGAGGCCGAGGCUGUGCUGGCGGCGGCGACCUCUGCGGCGGCGACGGCUGAGGCUCUCGGAAGAGCCACCGCGUGGGGUCUGAAGGAGGAGCUUCUGGUCAGCUCAGGCAGCUGGAAGGUGAGCACCGGAGAAGCAGAAGACACUGUCCAGGGAAACUUUACAGUGGGAACUUGAAUCGGUCCUGUUAAAGGUUCUAUCAUAAUGAAUGGAUCCAGUGUGGCAAAUACAUCACCCAAUGUAAAAUCCAAAGAGGACCAGGUGUUAAAUGGGCACGAUGAGAAAGAAAACCCGUUUGCAGAGUACAUGUGGAUGGAGAAUGAAGAGGAUUUUAACAGACAGGUGGAGGAGGAGCUGCUGGAGCAGGACUUCUUGGACCGGUGCUUCCAGGAGAUGCUGGACGAGGAAGACCAAGACUGGUUUAUUCCAUCGCGAGACCUGCCUCAGGCCAUGGGACAGUUGCAACAACAGUUAAAUGGACUAUCUGUCAGCAAUGGUCAUGAUUCUGAAGAUAUUUUGAGCAAAAGUAACCUGAACCCGGAUGCCAAGGAAUUUAUUCCAGGAGUGAAGUACUGAGCUGACAGAAACUUUGAGGAGGACUUGUAUGUCCCCACAUCUGGGGACAGUGCCGCACAAAAAGGCAGAGCUGAAGGGGGGGUGGGGUGGGCUAGGGAUGCACAGUGGGGGAAGGGAAUAGUAGUUUAACUUAACACUGUGACUGGAGUAGCUAAACGUGCUCAGUCUUACUCUACAAGCCUCUGAGUAUUUCUCUUUUGUUCUACUGACUUUCCUUUUGAGCAGUUUAUUAUUAUUAUUAUCAUUAUUAGGUUUUGCCUUUUUGAGUUAAGGAAAUUAUUGCAAUUCUUCACCUUCAUCAGGAAUGUUCUGCAAUGUGAGUUUAAACAGAAUAAGCUGACCAAGAAAAUCUGGGUGUUUACACGAAUGCCCUCUCACCCUGCUGUAUGUUGCAAGGGCAGUGAGCACCUAGAAAACUACUGAGUCUGUUAAGCUGGAUGGGAAGAGGGAUGAGUGGAAGAAGCAGGUGUUUUAAACCAGCCUUUGCAACUAUGCGACCCCUGAGGGCUUUCUGCAAUGAACUGGGAUUACCAAUUGCCUGCUGAGCCCAUGUCUUCCUGCCUUGAACCUCCAUUCAAGAAAACACGGACUUAAAAUAUUGGUUUACAGUAACUCUUUUGAUGUUGAUGAAAGUUGUAAAUUCAAGGGGAAAACUGUGAUGGUUAUUGCCAUUUGAGUCAUACAGUUACGGUUGGCCUACUCUUAAGCCUCUGUUUACAGCUACCAUCAAACUCAUCAUUUACAAGGUACAGGAGCACUUGGGUAGAUUUGCCUUUUUGUCUUUCAUGGUAUCUAGUCCCAUAUUCCUUUCUACCCCCACCCUACUCUGAUUUUAAGAAAAGAUAUUAUUACCAAAGGUGUGUGAAAGGCAUGCUAUGCUGGCCAUCAGCUUCAGCCUGGAGAAGCCAUCCUUGAAUCCUGUUAGUGUGUGUGUCUUAAGUUUAUUUUGACAGUUGUUUUUCCCAGCCCAUGAAGACUCAGUCCUUUUGGUAUAUUACUUUCCUUGGAAAGGUUUAUGCACUUUUAUAAGUAAAUAUAUUUUUAGGACACUAGCAAGAAGCUCAGUUCACAAUUUUGAUGCUUCUCCCACUUUACAGAAUUAUGCAAAAGAACUAAAAAAAAAAAAGCCUAAUAGAGUGAGUCCUACUUGACCCAGGUGACUGUGUGACCCACUGGGAUAGUUUCAGCAAUUAUAAAAUUUUGCUGUUCCUAAGUUUUGUAGGUUGGGCCUCUGGGCACAUUCCUUUCGUCUUUCCUGCCUAUAAGUCACAGGGUUUUUUUUCUGAUACUCAUAGGGAACUAAACUGGGUACCAGGUGCUGCCUUUGUGUGACAGAGAUGUAGGUGGCGGUCAGUUCUAAAAGAGAGUGCGUCAAUUCCUGGCCAUUCUCCCAGGAUGAGGACUUCCAGGGCCUGGAGGACGGUGGCUUCUGUGUGACUGUUCCUGUGUUGUGGAUAGACAUACAGUGGGGCCUUGACUUACGAGUUUAAUUCGUUCCGAGACCGAGCUCUUAACUCAAAUUACUCUAUCAACUCAAUGCAAAAAAUCGGCCGAGAGACAGCUGGUAUCUCAAAAAACUCGUUAGUCGGGACACUCGUAAGUCAAGGCCCCACUGUAUCAGGAAAAGAUCUUAUAACUUGAAAUAAAGUCUGUGCAAAAUCAGUAUGUGGAUGUGGGAGAGAGGUUGGAAGGAAAGGACUAGGAUCUGGAAAGCUUAAGAACUUCUCCUUUUUCUUAUGAGUUCCUUGUUGAUGUUAUGAACAGCCACAGUCUAAGGUCAGAUUUAAAAUACAAACCCACAGCGUUUUUUUAUAUGAGUCUAUUGGACGGCAUUAUUUGAACUGGCCUUCCUUGUUAGAUCACAUAUCAUAGGGAGCUUGUAUUGCCAGACGUGCACAUUCAUUCCCAAAGCCUUUACCUCAAAAGAAUGGAACUCUCACUUGUUUUCUAGGGAGGUGUAUGGACAAAGGAAUUUCUUGAUUACAGCUUCAGCUUCCAACUGGGGUUGUUGCCUGUAACAAGGAGAGGGCCGUGGAAGUGCACAAUUAGAAGUCUCUCUCUUUUCUGGGGCCGCUUUUCUUUCAUCUCCAGUAGCUUGUCCAAGCUCAGAAUUAUAAAGGCUGUUGGAAAUGUUGUGUGAUAGACAUAUCAGGAAAAGAUCUUGUAACCUGAAAUAAAGUCUGUGCAAAUUAAGUAUGUGGAUGUGGGAGAGAGGUUGGUAGGAAAGAUUGUGAUUGCAGAAAGAGACAUUUUCUAGAUCUGGGUAUUGCUGUCACAGAGUACAAUGGGUUCUUGUGUGCUCCAGUCAGGAAAGUGCUACCGGGAUCCAGAUCGAGCCAUUUCUUAUCCUGAAGGCUAGCUCUUCUGACGCCAGGACAGGCUAUAAUGCUAGGUGCAGUCCAAAGGGCUUGUCUUUCCGUCUGGGGCUCCACUUUGGAUGUCAGUCUUCAGUGUACUGUCACAAGGCAUAUUUAGGCAGGACUACGAAAUGUUCCUGCCAAGUGAGCAGUGAACCUGAGGACUGGAUUUUCCAGAGUGUGCUGACUCCAGGAUCAGAAAGCAGCUCGCAAUACGACCCCUUUUUAAAUGUUUAGGCUGAUGCUUCCAGUGGCUCCUCUUAUAGCUCAACUCUUCAUCUGUUUUGUUGUGAGGUGGGAGCACAGCUGUUACCCAGAUCACAGGCUCAGCUAUAGUUAGUGUUUGCCAGUUUCUUAGCAAAAAAGGCAUUUGGGUCUCGUUGGACCUUGACCGGGAAAGGCUGGGAGCCUCUGUCUCAUAGGAGAGGGUCUGGGUGCCAGCCAGGCUGCACACCGUUACCCUUUAAUGGUGGGCUGUUAUUUAUAAGUGAUCACUUUGAUGUUGAAUUUCAGUCAUUAUUCUGUCGAAACUUUUUUUUAUUGGCAACUGGAAGUUUGAGAAUUUUUAUAGAAACAGAACAUACAUUUUUACCGGUUGCCAAUUCUGGUUGGUCUCAGUGUUAGUUUAUUAGUGAUUACUUUCUGAUUUUUGUGGUUAUUGAACUCUAAAACUCCAAGAUGAAAAUUUAUUUCUUGCUCUUCAAGGAGAAAAACAUAAAAAUAAAGGAAAUGCCUUUUCAGUUUCUCCAGGCCAUAGAUCUACAGCAGAAAACUUGAUGGGCACAGCCUAGGCCUAAGCACCUGCAACUUUGGGUCUUUGGGCCAGUUUCUGCUUACAGCAGAUGAUUUUUUUGGGGGUUAUAUUAGGUCAAAUAAAACAAAAUCAUAAAAGGCUGAACCUUUGAAGCACCUCGGUUUCCAAAGUUAAAAUAGCUGGGAUCUUUUAAAUUCAGGUUCUAAUGCUAACUCUAUGGCUUAAAAAUGUUUUUAGUGAAAUACUAAACAUUUUUCAAAUUGUGUAUUGUUACAAUGUCAACGUUUUGUCUUGAUUUCGGAGAGGCUUAGAAGUAAGGGGGUCAGUUGGAUACUCUGGCAAUGAUAUGUCAGAGAGGAAAGUCGUUUGAAGUAGCCAAAGGAAAUAGCUUGACUGAAUCUUCUUAUAUUAGUGCUGUUGCAAACACUGUAGAAACAUUAGGAGCCCAGGAAUCUACCUGCUUGAUUGGAAGGGGCAAGUGGUCUUCGAUAAGGGUACCAGCAAAUUAAUGUUCCUUGGUUUAGGUGAUGCUGAGGUAUGGGAACAGGCAGAAGAGACCAGACAUUUAACUAAGAUUUGGAGAUACCCCCCAGCACUCUCCUUGGGGAUAAUGCAAACCUCAUUUGUUUAGGAGGGGGGUGGGAAGAACUGGAGAGGUGACCCAGGCCUGCUGUACACUGGGAACCUUCAUUUCCUCCUACCUCUGCUUGCAGUUCCCAAGUGAAUCAUUGCCCCCUCGUUGCCCAUGGGGAUCCUUAGUUCUUCUGGUCCCUCUGCCUUUGUAGUUCACAGAGUACUUUCUUCAGCCACUGCUCUGUCGUGUGAAUUUCAUUCAGACUUGGUUAGUCACAAUUUUGAAAGCCACCCCCCCCUUGCUUUUAAUCUUCUGUUUUUAUUUCUCCCAUCUUGCAGCUAUAAUUGGUGACAAGGAACAGGGCAGUAGGAGGCUGACUGAAGGCAACACUCAGGUUUUUUGCUUGCUACUUGACCUUCUGCCUACCCGCCUACUCUUGUCUCUCUCCCCCCCACCCGCCCCUGCCCGUCAGUCUAGUUUUUAUGGGAGUCCUAGGAAGAGGACAGCCAAGUACACUGAAUUCCACAAGGUGUCAGCCAAGAGUCACCACCCCACCCCAUGGGAUAAAAAAGAAAUCUGCAAAGGGACAGAUGCACCAUCUUUAUUCUAAAAGAAAAAGCCCUCUUAGAUUUUGUUAUUACUAGGAGGCUCAUUUUUGGGACUACUACUUACAGGUGACCUUUUAUUUUAUAAUGAAGAAACAUCCUAGGCAGUUUACCAUAAAAUGGUACAGUGUUUUCACUCUGAACUCAACACUAGUGAUCAUCCAGCCCUUGAUUGUGAACCUCAGGAAUGUUUAGUGCUUGAUGGGUUGUUCGGGAGGCAGGGUUGUUUAAAAAAAUUGAGGCAUAUUUUACAUAUAAUAAAUCCACCCAUUUCAAGUGUUAAAUUGAAUGAUUUUAGUAACUUUCCUGAGUGGCACAGCCAUACCCGUAACUGUUUUAGAACAUUUUCAUCCACCCCAAUAAGAUCCUUCAUUUAUUGCACAGUAAUCCCUGUUCCCAGCUCUAAGUGACACUAAUUUCCAUCUCUAUAAACUUGCCUUUUCUGGACAUCAUGUCAAUGGAAUCAUACAAAAUCUGUUCUCUUGCCUCUGGCUUUUUUCACUUAGCAUAUUUUGUGGUUUAUCCAUGAUGUUUAACUUGUGUUGGUAGUUUGUCCCUUUUUAUUGCUAUAGUAUUCCAUUGAUAGAUAUACCACAUUUUGUCAGCAAGGAGUCCUUGAAACUUGGAUUUCCACCUCCCGUGGUCUAAAGGAACCCUUAGAACAUAGGACUCUAGGGGAAGGUGCUCUUCACGUCAAAGGAUUGCUUAUCAGAACCAGCUUUGUUACCAGAAGCUCGAGAUGUUAGGAGCCUGAACUGCUGCAGAAAUUUUUAUAGUUUUGCAACUUUUUUAUAAGAAACUCUUUUGCUAUCUACAUGUCAGUACUUUUGAAGCAUCUGGUAAUUAAUUUAUUCCGAAGUAGGAGUAUGUGUUUGAGUGGACAAGAAAGUGAACCAUCAGUAAUACUGUGUUGGAGAUUUUUUUCCUCCCCAACUGGGUAGGGGAGUCUCUGAAAUUUCUAAAUAGUAUCAUCUCCAUGACAAGGUGGAACCUUUGUUCAAGAUCAUGCUGCCUUUGUUGGACAGAUUUUGGGGAGAGGAGGACCACCAUCAGAGGAGGUGCAGAGGAGAAAGUGCAGCGUGUGGAACAAGAAGCCCAGAGAUCUGUGCAUGCCCCCCCUCUUGGUGUGGGUGGUGAAGCGUUGAUGGUGUCCACAGGCAGCUUAGCACCUCCAGCAGGCCCGGGUCUUGACUUUGGACCUUGAUCCCUGUUUCAAAGUGUUUAAAAGCUGUUUUUGUCUCCCCCCCAUAAACAUUUCAUGGUGGUUAAUACUUCUUUGGGGGAGAAGCAGGGCUUUAAAAUAAAUAAUUUUCAUAAAAGUAUCAAAAAUAGGAAAAAAGUUACUUUAAAAAUUUUGCUAUACAAACCAAAUGGCAGCUGUUGAAAAUAUUAAUAAAAUGAGAAAAAAAUGCA